Molecule: messenger RNA, 1278 nt
Organism: Malassezia sympodialis ATCC 42132
Lineage: Eukaryota; Fungi; Basidiomycota; Malasseziomycetes; Malasseziales; Malasseziaceae
Source: RefSeq, a predicted model, not a curated record
AUGACGCCGCUGCAACCACCUAGUGUUGCGGCCACUGUGGAGAACCACACGCCUACACCCAAGCGCCGCAAAUCACGCGGCCCCCACUCCGCCGACACAAGCUUCGCUCACGCUAUGGAUCUGCGCUCGCCCGCGUGGCAGACCAUCGUCGCCUUCCGGACUUCAUUCGGGAAGGGCUUUAACCGUGUAUUGGAUGGCUCUUUCAACCUGUCGACGGCCCGCAAAGUGGUCUGCGAUAAGUACCAGGUUGACCCCCAAACUCCCAUGCUUCUCUCUUACACCGCGCCUGAUGGAAUGGAGAUCGAUCUCGAAGAUGCAGAGGACUUUCGUGCUUUCCAAGUAUACGCUUCUCGCGAGUCGGUCGUUACCGUGAACGUGGAAAUGGACGCGGCAAACGUGGGCGUAUCCAAGCCGACCACAGACCCGAGUCUGCAAACGCCUUCCAAGCCACGUUCUCGCCGGGGGACACGCGGCAAGGGCGCGUCCGCACCCCCUCCUGCGCCUGAGCCUGCUACUGAUGCCUCAGCGCCCAUCGCCGAGGACACGCCCGCCGAAGUUCGCGAGGCACCCGCUAGUGGUCGCGAGGCACCGGUUGAUGGCCCCGAGGCACCGGCUGAUGGCCGCGAGGCAUCCACUGCGGCCGAUGCAACGCCGAAGGAAUCUGGCCGGAAGCGCAAGCAGAAGAAGGUCGCAGAAAAGGAUACUGAGAAGGAGGCAGACAAGAAAGCGAAGAAACAAAAGGAAAACGAACCUCUGCAGGAAGCUCCUGCUGCCCCUCCCACAGCCGACUCGGAUGACGACUCGGAUGAUGACUUGCCCCUUUCUCAAUCUGCUCCCCCUUCUUCCCAAACAAAUCCUCCCCUGUCGCAAGAGUCUGUGUCGGAAAAGCCUCGUCGCCACCGUCGGACCAAGGCAGAGAUGGAAGCAUUCCGUGCCGAACAGGCAGCCAAGAAGUUGGAAAAAGAAAAGGCUCGUCAGAACAAGGCAUCGCAUCCUGUACCCACUGAUACGACCGCCGAGCCUGAGGCGGCGGGCGACGAGACGACCAUCAUCCACGAACCUCGGAACGAUGAAUACAUCUCGGCUGCCUCGUCUGCGGUACAGGCUCUCGUUGAAGAAGGCUCGGCUGCCAUGCAGCAGCGUUUGAAUGACCUUAAAGCCAAGAAGCAGCGCAAAAAUGCAGCGGAGCGCGAGGAGCAGAAGCUAUUGAUGGGGCUAGUUGGCAAAGAAUCCUCGGCCAGCGAUACAACAAUGCGUGAGUACGCCGUUUGUGAAUGA